GGAGGAACACAAGACUCGGCGGGAGGAGCUGGCGAGAAAGGCCGAUGCAGUGGCCGGACGGACGCCCGUGGCUACUGCUGAUGCUGCAAGCGGGACAGAUGGUGGCGAGGCGAAGGAUGCUGGCGCUGCGUCGCAAGAGAAAGGGAGAAAGGGCUCGCGGAAGGCAAGGGCGGGGCGAGGAGGCAAGGGCGAGGCCAGGGGCGACGGAGCCAAGACCAAGGGCAAGGGCAAGGCCGGGACCGGUAAGGCGGUAGCGUCCAAGGCGGAGCCUGUGACCGUGGACGAGCUUGUGCUGUCAGCGGUGGGUGACGUGGAUCCGAGCGGCAAGUCGCGGCGGAGGCGCAAGGUCGAGCUCUCGAUGGAGGUGGUGGCCAAGGUGGAGGCCGAUGUGGCGCCCGACGUGCGGGAGCAGUACUCGCGGGAGAUCCAGACCGAGACUACGCUGGCAGACCUGGUCCAGCAGGAAGCGGCGGCGGAGCGGCUGACCGAGCUCGAGGCCGCGGUAGCCGACGCCGAGGCCGAGGCGGCGGCGGCGGCGGCCGAGGCCGAGGCCGCCGACGCGGCGUCGAAGCGGACCAUCUCGCUGCAAGAGCGCAAGGCGGUGCUCGAGUCUGAGAACUUUCUCUCGUUCUUCACCAAGGCGUCAUCGUGGAUGAACCGCGCGCUCAACGAAGAGUACGACAUCAUGGUGGACUACACGAUGGACUACGCACGCGACGGCGGCGGCAUGUCGCUGGCCGACUCGCUGACGCACAGGGCCGUGUUUGCCUCGGACCGGUGGAGCCGGCACCGGUCGGUGACCUCGCUCGACUGGUCGCCGCAGUUCCCGGAGCUCUUUCUGGGAGCGCUCAACUCAAACGAGAUGGAUCCGCUGGAGCCCGGCGGAGGCGUGCUGGUCUGGUCGGAGCGGACCGAGGAGGCGCCCGAGCUUGUGCUGCUGUGCGAGUCGCCUGUGACGGCCGCCCAGUUCUCGCCGUUCAACCCGCAGCUGGUGGUGGCCGGCACGUACUCGGGCCAGGUGGUGAUCUGGGACAUGCGAGUGCAGAAGCGGACGCCUGUCCUACGGACUCCGCUCUCGUCGCAGGGCCACACGCACCCGAUCUACGCGGCGCGGGUUGUUGGCACGCCCAAUGCCCACAACCUCAUCUCGAUCUCGACCGAUGGCCGGCUCUGCUCGUGGACGCUGGACAUGCUCGCAGCGCCGCAGGAGGUCCUCGAGCUGACCAACAAGCAGCUGAAGAAGCCCGUGGCUGUCACGGCGCUCGACUUUGCGGCCAAGGAGGCGAACGCGUUUGUGGCCGGGGCCGAGGACGGCUCAGUCUACGCCGGCUUCCGACAUGGGGCCAAGCAAGGCCUCGACGACGCCCGCGCUGGGCACUUUGGCAUGGUCACGGCGCUGGACGUCCACCCGCCUGGCGGCUCGACAGACUUUUCCGAGCUCUUCCUCUCCUCGUCCAUGGACUGGUCCGCCAAACUCUGGUCCAUCGGCUCGCCCGAGCCCAUUUACUCGUUCGAGGACGCCCAUGACUACAUCUACGACGUCCAGUGGUCGCCUGCACACCCAGCGCUCUUUGCCACCGGCGACGGUGGCGGCUUCCUCGACAUCUGGAACCUCAACGCAAACUCAGAGGUUCCGCUGGUCAAGGCCCAGCUCCCCACCCCGGGUGCCUCCAUCUCGCAGCUCCGCUGGUCCGCCGACGGCACCCGCAUCAUCGCCGGCGACUCGCUCGGCUCGGUCCAUCUCUUUGACGUUGGCAAGGAGAUCGCAGAGCCGGCCGCCGACGAGUGGUCGCGCUUCGAGCACACCCUCUCCCAGCUCCGCCGCGUUUAGCCGCAGCCAUCCCCGUCGGAGCGAGUUCGCUCCACUUUCAUGUAAAAGCCAUCCGUGCCGA
Messenger RNA from Thecamonas trahens ATCC 50062, 1892 nucleotides. Its product is annotated as Dync1i1 protein. Gene Ontology annotation, biological process: transport along microtubule. The record is from RefSeq and is a predicted model, not a curated record. The annotation marks the transcript as partial. NCBI's taxonomy places the organism in Eukaryota, Apusomonadida, Apusomonadidae. Gene Ontology annotation, cellular component: cytoplasmic dynein complex. The transcript has a single exon. Gene Ontology annotation, molecular function: dynein light chain binding; dynein heavy chain binding.